Messenger RNA from Gadus macrocephalus (Pacific cod), 5661 nucleotides. RefSeq names its product capping protein inhibiting regulator of actin dynamics (gene cracd). NCBI's taxonomy places the organism in Eukaryota, Metazoa, Chordata, Actinopteri, Gadiformes, Gadidae. The coding region runs from base 738 to 4208 and encodes 1156 amino acids. The record is from RefSeq and is a predicted model, not a curated record. Gene Ontology annotation, biological process: maintenance of gastrointestinal epithelium; negative regulation of barbed-end actin filament capping. The transcript is spliced from 9 exons.
UAUAUUAUAAGAUACUUUUAAAGGGCGGCUGAGAAUUAGAGAGCAUCCCGGCAGGAAUUGGUCUCUGUUCGACUCUGUAGUUAAAAUUUAAGACAGAGGAAUUGAAAGAACUGCAGGGUGUCUCUGUCUGUUGUUGAAGGCCCUCAACAUGUGUUUGCUUUGCAGCGUCUCAGAAGAAUGCUUUUCCCUCGAAACCCCCUCCCCCCCUUAAUGAUGUGGUGUUGUUAUUUAAAUCCUAGAACCCCAUGUCUCAACACAAGCAUCUUUAAACAGAGUGGUUGCCCCCGAUGCAAUUAACGCACACACGCAAACACACAUGCACGCACACACAUUUUGUCAGAUAGCCAAGGCAGGCUGGCAUUGAUGAGGAAGGAGAAGAAGGGCAAGAUUUGUCUGAAGCAGAGAAAGACGAGAAGAAAAAGGAUUCUAAGGCGAUUAAAGUGGCUUAACAUACUGCUGCCGUUGUCUGUCAAAGUGGAUGAUGUGCAGUGGCAUUUGCGCGACUCUCAGGUUUCUCCUACUGCCUGGGUAGUCUUUCUCUCUCUCUCUCUCUCUCUCUCUCUCUCUCUCUCUCUCUCUCUCUCUCUCUCUCUCUCCCUCUCUCCCUCUCUCUCUCUGUCUCUCCCCCUCUGUCUUUCUUCUCUUUUCAUCCCCCUGUACUUUUUUGCACUAAAGCGGAUAACAACCAUCCCUAUGUUCACUUCCUCCCUCUCACCAGCCUGAGGUGGGCAGUGACCAUGGCGACAGAUGCCAGGGAAACUAAGCAUGACACGCAUGUAGAGGUAACCGUAUCCAAAGGCCCAGAGCGGAGACAACAGGGCAAAUUCCAACCCUUCAGACGGUUGUUCGGGAAGAGAAAGAAGCGGGAGACGGAGAGAAACCUGGGUGCAGUAGAGCUAAAGGACCAUUUUUCUACUGGGGAAGUGUGCAAUGGAGUUGUCUCUGAAAAUGAGGAAAUUUUGAGGGAGUUGAAUCCCGUUGUGCCCCGAGCUAUCUCUCACGACAGCAUCUUCACUCCGGAAGAACUGCCAAAGGAAGCUGUUCUGGAUCAAACCAUGUCCCAGGAAAACGUCUCUGACAAGGUCAGGAACCUGCAGAGGCAGAUAGCCCAAGGUAUCAAGUUUGGGAAGAAGCCUCUAUCUCUGAGAAAGAGUGAAGACGAGUGCAGUUCAGAUGAGGAGGAGCUUCCUCAGAGUCCUCUCAAGGUGAUAGCCCAUGUGGAGACCAUGCCUGCAGAAACUGAGCCCAAGGUUCAACUAGCAAGCCAGCAGGCUCCGGUACACAGUCCCCCCCUCAAGUCCCCUAGGUCCAAGAGAGUCCUCCCUCCCACCGGUACCAUUGAGUCAAUCAACCUGGACGCGGUGCCACAGUGUGCCCCGUGUCUGGACAACACAGCUGCCAAGCAUAAGCUGUCUGUGAAGCCCAAGAACCAGAGAAUCUCCCGCAAACACCGGCGCUUUACCCAAGAACUGCAGGAUUCCAUUCCGGGGGUCUUGCAGGAGGAUGACGAGGUGGCAGGAGGGUUUGCUGCUGAGGAACAUUGCCUACAGUCCCUGGAGUCUUCCAAUAAACAACAAUGGCAGCAGGAGGUGGAGGAGGAGAGGAUCCGACAGGAGGAAGAGGAGAGGGCAAUGAAGGCAGAGGAGAAGAGGCUGCGGAAACUAGAUGAGGAGAGGUGCAGUCAAGUGCAGGAGGAGGAGCGCAUCCACAGAGCUGAGGUAGAGGAAAGGAAGCAGAGAGAGUUGGAGACUGAGAGGAGGAGGAGGGAGAAGGAAGAGGAUGAGAGAAGGAUCAGGGAAGAAGAAGAAUGCAAGCAACGUGAGGAGGAACGUAAACAGGAGGCGGAGGAGGAGGAAGAGGAGGAAAGGAGGAGGAUCCAAGAAGAACAGGAGAGACUGCAAUGGGAGGAGGAAAACCAAGAGAGAAAGCAUCAGCAGGAGCAGCGGAUACGAGAGGAGGAAGAGAGGAGGCAACAGGAAGUUGAGGUGCAGGGACUCCUUUUGGAGGAGAAGAGGAUCAGAGAAGAGAGGGAAAAACAAGAAAGGAAGAAAAGGCUUCAUGAGGAGAAAUUUAAAACAGAAGAAGACGAGAAAAAGAAGAAGGAAGAAGAGGAAAUACACUGGAGAGAGAUGGAGGAGAGACAGAGGCCCUUCUCUUUCAAAGUAUCCUCGGGCGAGAAACAGAUUCUGUUCCAGAAGGUCAACCUGACUCCUGUUACACCAGCCAGUGGCCACCAGGGCGGCGCUGUAACCGACCAGCGUGCAGGCAACAAAACCUCCAGUCCUGAUGGAGCAGAUCCCCAUAAUCUAAUGUCGUGCCAGUAUGUCCCCCACACAGCCAUCCUGGUGACUGGGGCCCAGCUCUGUGGACCAGCAGUCAAUUUAGACCAGAUCAAAGACACAGCCUGCAAGUCACUGUUGGGUAUUGGCGAGGAUUGGAAAGCUCAAGGAACACCACCGACCAAGAGCAAGACCUCCCCAGACCGAAAAUCUGGGAAAACCAAAUCCCUGAAUGAAUCCAUGCUCACCUCAGACCAGUCGAGUGCAGCGGUCCUUGCCGAAUGGGCCAGUAUCAGAUCCAAGAUAUUUAAGGGGGCAGACGAAGGGAAGUAUGAGGAUUGCCCUGAAACAAGCAAGAGCCAGACAGGGCCUGGUGGCGAGGAUGCAAACCAGUCCUCGUUCCCACACUCCAACCUCAGGAAGACCAUGUCUGUGAGCGCCAAAUUCUCCAUCACCCCAGCCAAAAAGAAGUUUGGAGACUCCAAUAGGAACUCUGAGCUGUUGAGUCCAGAGGAAAAAGAGACAGUGAAGGAAGGUGCAUUCUUUUCUGAUACCUGCAGCCAGCCCCAGGCAGCCUCCCCGACCCCAGCUGCUAAGUCCCCCAACAGGACCAAUAAAACGGUCCGCAUUGCAGUAAGAGGUACAGAGGAGUGUAUGUUUGCCAAAGACCUCCCUUCGUUUCUGGUUCCCAGCCAUCAAGCCAAACCGGAGGGGAUGGAGAUGAAAGGUCACAGCCAGGAUGAGGCGGAAGGUUCUGAGGGCAGCGAGGAGAGGGGACCCGACAGCCAGGACAAAACCUCCCCCUUUGGAAUCAAGUUAAGACGGACAAACUACUCCCUCCGCUUCCACAGUGAGCAAUCCAUAGAGAAACGAAAAAAACGCUACAGCGCCGGGGACAGUUUUGACGGUGUCCCCUCUCCCCUCACACCCAUGGACCCGGACUCCACCCCUGACAGCACGCCGGUGUUCUCUGAGACACCGAGCCCACCAUCGCCUCUCAAAGACGGCGCCAUGGUGCAGUUCUUACAGGUAUCCCCCUCGUCCAUCCCUUUCCGCACAAAACCGGGGCCGAAACACGACUGUGAUGGGGAGAAAGUACCUUCCAGAUCUUCUCUCUACCAGAGACCCCUCACAUCGCCCAAGCCUGCGGCAGCCGCGUUCAACCCUCCCCCUUCGCCGCUGCCCAAGGACCCCAGUGAAGCGGUGGCCCAGGGGAGCGGGAGGGGUCCAGAACCUUCUGGGAAGGAGCAGGGUGAGGCUGUGGAGGAGACUACUGCCGUGGCCCGUCUGCAGAGGGGCAACCAGGUGCACACACCUGGGGACGAGGAGCCCAAAGAGAAGAAGUCAUUCUUCCCAUCCAUCAACAUCCCUUGGAGAGAGAAGGUGGACCGAAAGACAGAGCUUCUCAAAAAAGAGAAACCCUCACUACAGAGCCGGCACUCUCUGGACAGCGCACGGCUCCAGGAGAAGGAGCAGGGGCCCCUGUGGAUCACACUGGCUCUGCAGAAGCAGAAGGGCUUCAGGGAGCAGCAGCAGAGCCGCGAUGAGAGACGCAGCCAGAGGGAGGCAAAGCUGGCAGAAAAACAGUCCAAGGAGCGAGAGAGUCAGGCUCUGCUGGUCAGUCCCACGGACGGCAGGGGAACCCCGGGCCCUAGACCAGGAAAAGCUCUGACCCCCGAGGAGCCCAAGAGACCAGAUAGUCUUCUGGGACGCUUUGACCGGAGAGAACAUCUGAAGAAAGCAAACACUCUUCCCAGCUCUGUCACCGUCGAGAUUGCAGACUCAACAUCGUUGCCCCCUGCUGUGAAGGAGGUGUCCAAGCGCUUCUCUUCCAGUGACUCUCCCCAGGUGUGCACAGAGCCGGCCUGGCUGGCUCUUGCCAAGCGCAAGGCCAAAGCCUGGAGUGACUGCCCUCAGAUCAUCAAGUAGCCCACACUGCACACUGCCCACCGACUGUGUCAAGAAUAUCCCCUUCAUUGCAGUUUAGCUCCAGGUCCUACUCAACGUCCCACCACCUGACCGUGUAAAACCAACAAGAAAAACAUACACAAAAAAAACAUUCAAUGGUUGGUAUAUUAAUCAAGAUAAAGUGUGAUUUACCGUGAAAUAUACGAGAAGAUAAAAACAAAAUCUGACUUUUAUACUAACCAUUAGUAUUGCAAGCAUGCACUUACUAUAUAGUCAAAUGAAAAUAGAAAGGAAAAAGUAAGUCACUAGAAGAAACAUGUCAGUUUGAUGUUUGCUCUCAGCUCUGAGCACCUCGGAUUUAAGAACGACAAAAAUCCACUGGCAAUACCAACAAUGGCUUCCGUUGCAAAAGCCAAUCCAAAUUACUUCCUUUUUUUUGUAGCCAUUGUGGUCCCCAUGGUUGUAGAUGGAUCCUGUGGUAAAGAUACCCCAUAUUAUAUCCUCAUCUCAAUAGAGUUUAACCAACGGCUUGUGGGGAAGAAUGUCAAAGCCAGUGUUUUGUCAACAUGGGGGUUUCAAAAUAUUGUUUUAAGGGCUAAACGAUUUCAUUAACUUACAGUCAUCUCCUUUGUUACAUUCCAAUGUUGGUGUAGUUUAAUGCUAAGAGUUUCCCUUGCACUUAAACACAGAUAGGCCAUCUCCUCUCAGAGCCUCCAGUUUUGUUUUAUGAACUGCGACCUGUACUUAGCCUAACAAUGUGCACUGUGUCCGUGACGACUGUGACAACUGUCAAAGAAGCUAUUGUAUAAUUUGCCAUGAAACGGUUGACACAAUUUCUAUCUCAUGCACGCUAAUACAAUCUUUCAGAAAUCCUUCGUGGUGCAUAGCUAAAAACAGUGCGUCAAAGGCUGACAGUGUUAUUGGGCAUUAACUGUUAAUUGUACAUUGCUGUCACAAUAUGGUGAUGAUGAACGUAACACUCAAUUGACUGGGUACAGAGUAAGAGUGAGAGAAAUAGAAUAUGGCUACCUACUCGCUAUAAUAUAUGUCUCUUGUGUCUGUCCUACUGUAACACAACUGUGUUUGUGGGCAUCACUUCCUUUUUAAUGUGAUUUGAACUGGUUAGCUUGUCAUAACGUUAGGAUUUCUACGACGCUAUCUUCCUCACCUUUUGAUGUAAUGAGUUGUACGUAAGACAUCAUGACCUCUAUUUAAGGAAUCACGUAUGUAAGUCAAGGGGUUCCACCAGGGCCUUGGUCAGCGAGGGGCCACCUAAGGCAGAGUCACUUGGGCAUAUUGUUUAUACCUAUGGUUGUGUACAAUAGUGUAGCGUUGCACAGUGUUAAAUGUAACAAAUAUGUUUGGUAAUAAUUGCACUUUUUUGUCCCACUUAAUAGGUAUUCAUGAGGAAGUUCUUACGAAAUGCAAAAUGUUCUGAAUAAUGUUAAGUAAAUGCUAAUGUCUGAAACACAAA